CCUGCCACUUAUUAGGAGUCCAAAAAAGCCUCGACUCUGAGAAACACAAAAUGCUCUUCUUUGCUGGAAUAACACAGAAAAUGAACUCUUUAGAGUUUUCCUUCAUCUUUUUCAUCCUGGUGCCUCACACCAUAAUGUUUGGACGGUGCCAUGAUAUGUCCUUUUCGAUCUGCUGGAUGGACACCAACCAUGUCCUGGAAAGGCAGGAUGUGAACGUAUGGCUGAAUGACACCGCAUUAGGAAACAUCAGGAAGGAGGGGAAGGUCACCUCUCUGAUGGUGCCUCCAGGUGUUGAAAACAAGCUCACCCUUCAGUAUGGCGACAACGUUGAGGCAUGGACUUUAAGAAUUAGCCCACGGACAAGGUUCACUGAGAUCAGAGGCCGUCAGAAACCCCAAGAGAAACCAACAAGUGCCACAAAGGGGUUCUUGGAGAUUCUGAGCCCCACUGAAGUGUUUGCAUGUGAGAAUAGCACAUUAUUCUUAUACCAGGACGACCACUUCUUCCUUGCAAUUGGCCACACUAUGCGUUUCCCCAUCCAACUGGAGUCCAGGAGUCCCUCCAUGUUGCUGGUUUCCUGGGUGGAGAACCCUCCAUCAUCAUCAUCCAGUCUCACUGUGAAUCUUUACCACAGUGAGCUGGGUUCAUAUAAAACUCUCAGCAUGGACACAACCACAGACAACCAUUACCGCUUCACAGCUCUGGAGUCCUGCAGCAACUACGUGGCCUGUGUGGAGACUCAGACCCUCACCUGCCUUUCUACUAUCACCGACCCAGACACUCCCAGAGACUUCAAGGUGACGUUGUUUAAUGGCAGCAGCAUGUCGUUGGCCUGGGAUUGUCCUGGAAACAACAAGUUGUCCUCCUUCCUGCUCACCACCUUCCACCUGGACGGUUUGAACCACGUCACGGAGGAAGUGCUGUCGCUGCACAACAAAAACGACUUUGUGUUCAUGUUGUUGAAUCUGCAGCCGUGCGGGAGGGUCAGGUUCGGCUUUCAGACCGUUUGCCAGAAAGGGAUCGAGUCCCGCUACAGCAAGAUGGUCCUGAACGAUGGAAACUCUG
Molecule: messenger RNA, 1065 nt
Organism: Notothenia coriiceps (black rockcod)
Lineage: Eukaryota; Metazoa; Chordata; Actinopteri; Perciformes; Nototheniidae
Exons: 8
Molecular function (GO): protein binding
Source: RefSeq, a predicted model, not a curated record